Molecule: messenger RNA, 660 nt
Organism: Pseudozyma flocculosa PF-1
Lineage: Eukaryota; Fungi; Basidiomycota; Ustilaginomycetes; Ustilaginales; Ustilaginaceae
Exons: 3
Coding region: 1-660 (219 amino acids)
Source: RefSeq, a predicted model, not a curated record
AUGACGUCACCUUCCUCGUCCGACCCGACCCUCUACGCCGCCUCGCCGCACGCCCGCAUCGACGGAAAAGAGGCGCGCCGCCGUCUCCGCCGCGCCCACCGAGCGGGACACUACACCGACCCGACCUACACCACCCUCCUCAUCCUCGCCUGCGCUCUCGUAUACUGGUUCUUGCCCCUCGACCUCCUCCUCCACCCCUUUUCCUCCUCCUCCUCCUCCCCUUCGUUGAAGCAGACGACAAGGAUGCCCUGGCAAAAGACCAUCACGCUUUCAUCCCGCACCAAGGGCUGUCACCUCGUCACCAACGAGGUUUUGCCCCAGAUCGAAGAGGGCAUCAAGGGCGUCAAGAUCGGCAUGCUCACCCUCUUCAUCCAGCACACCAGCGCCGCCCUUACGACUCAGGAGAAUUUCGACUCCGACGUCAGAAAGGAUCUUGAUAUGGCCCUCGACCACAUCGUCCCCGAAUCGCUGCCUUGGAGGCACACCGACGAGGGACCGGACGACUCGGCCUCGCACACCAAGACGAGCCUAAUCGGGCCGUCGAUUAGCAUCCCUAUAACAGACGGCCGUCUCAACACGGGCACCUGGCAGGGCAUCUACCUGUGCGAGUUCAGGCGGAUGGCGCACAAGAGGAAGAUUGUGGCUACGGUACUGCCCUGA